AUGGCCUCCCCAUCUUCCCCCGAUCUAGUCGACGCUCCUCUACCCAAACGCAUCAUCAUCUGCUGUGAUGGAACCUGGUAUGCCGCCGACAAAGGCGACAACAACCUCCCUUCCAACGUCGCGCGCCUGAGUCGAGCUCUGAAGAAAGUCGGAGAAGUAAGUUAUGGCCCAGAGAAAGGCCAGAAGCGGGCACAGGUUGUGUAUUACCAGUCAGGUGUUGGAACAGGAAAGCUGGGGACACUUGACAAAGUGUGGCAAGGUGCUUUUGGUGCUGGAUUGGAUGAGAAUGUCUGCGCCGCUUAUAACUUUCUUGUUAACAACUAUGCGCCUGGCGAUGAUGUAUUCCUCUUUGGUUUCUCACGCGGCGCUUUCACAGCUCGAGCCGUCGCUGGUCUUGUCUGCCACGCCGGUCUCCUGAAGCCACAUUGCAUGGAACAGCUCUUCUACAACAUGUAUACUGCGUACCGUUCCCGCAAACCUGCUCAAAACGGUCGUCCGGCCGAGCACCUGUCCGAAACAGCGUGGGCGAAAGAACUUUACAAAUCAGCUUAUGAGACAGAAGAGCAAGCUGCAGAGAAUGAGAAGCGGCCCACGAACUGGGAGAUGUACGCCGCACACUCGGAUCAGGACGUACAGAUCAAGGUUAUCGGAGUCUUCGAUACCGUAGGGUCUUUAGGUUUGCCUGAUGGAGUGGUAAACUCUUGGUUAGGAACAGGAGAAAAGUACAAAUUUCACAACACAAGUUUGGACUCUAAAAUCAAGCACGCAUUCCACGCCCUAGCCCUCGAUGAACACCGUGGCUCUUUCAGUCCAACGCUGUGGUACAUACCUGAGACUGACGAUGAAACUCUACUAAAGGAGACUCGUUUGGUGCAAUGUUGGUUCCCCGGCUACCACGCCAAUAUCGGCGGUGGUACGACAGGUGAAGGCAAAGACGACAAUGACAUUGACGAGAUCACAUUCGCGUGGAUGUGCGAUCUCGUAAAACCAUACCUAACAUUCGACCGCGAAGCCAUCAAGCUCAUCAUCCCAUCCAAAACCGACCUCCCACCCGUGCGAUUCCACAUGGGCAAACGCACCCAAACCGACUCCAAAAUCGGCACAAAGAAAGCCGCAGUCAAGAAGAUCGUCAAGAAGGUCGAAGUAUUAACAGCCAGCUACGCAACCUCAAAACUCGAUGACACAUACGGUAUCUCCUGGAAAGCAGCAGGCGGCGACGUCCGCCGUCAACCCGGCGAAAUCAAACCCCUCGGCGACGAAAACAAAGUCGUUAAAGAUGUAGAAACGCGCGAAUGCAUGCACCCCUGCGUCGCCUACCGCGAAGUCUACAGCGGCGGCGCCCAUCGCUGUCCCUCUCUCGCUCCGGUCAAAACUGGAGGCUGGCUCUACCCGACCGUCGACACGAAAUGGGAGCAUCGCAAGGCGAAAGAUGGGAACGGGUUUGUGUGGGUGAAACGUGAUAAUGUGAAGGGCGUGGAGGGGCCGGAGAUCACGCAGUAUGUGAUUCCGAAGUAUAAUGACGAGGAUGGGAUUGGGAGUCUGGAGAGGUUACUGGUGCCAGAUGAGUAUUUGGCGAUACUGGAUGAGGCGAAUGUGGAGAUUAAGGGGAAUGGGUUGAGGUGUGGACAUGAGGUUGGGCAUGCGCAUGAGGAGGGAGUUGUUUGUUCUUGA
Glarea lozoyensis ATCC 20868 is the source of this 1671-nucleotide messenger RNA. Its product is annotated as peptidoglycan binding containing protein. The record is from RefSeq and is a predicted model, not a curated record. Lineage: Eukaryota; Fungi; Ascomycota; Leotiomycetes; Helotiales; Helotiaceae. Bases 1 to 1671 code for a protein of 556 amino acids. The transcript has 4 exons.